Messenger RNA from Rotaria sp. Silwood2, 978 nucleotides. NCBI's taxonomy places the organism in Eukaryota, Metazoa, Rotifera, Eurotatoria, Philodinida, Philodinidae. The record is from the annotation of a GenBank genome assembly.
AUGGGCGCCGAACUUUUCUACUUAUUUGGUCGAGAAAAUCCAGAUGUUGUUGUUCUUCGAUGGCUACGUGCUCGUAAAUGGCAUGUGUCACAUGCCGUUCAAUCUAUGAUGGACACACUUAAAUGGCGACAUGAAUGGGGUCUUCAAAGUUUAAUCGAAAAAGGUGAAAGCGAUUUAAUCAAAGAAGAAUGUGCUUCUGGUAAGAUUUACUCGAUGGGUAAAGAUAAAGCGGGUCGUCCUAUUACUUACGUUCAUUCUAAAGAGCAUAUUAAAGGACAGUAUCCACUCGAAGCGACGGAAAAAAUAAUCAUUUUUUUCAUUGAAACUGCAAGACUUUUAGUCGAAUCUCCUCUUGAAGAAGGAACUAUCGUGAUUGAUGUGCUCAAUGUUGGCUUACAGAAUUUAGAUUAUCAACACAUUAAAUUUAUGAUCAAUACUGUGCAAAAUCAUUAUCCUGAGAGUUUGGGCAUCGCUUUGGUGGUAAAUGCUCCGUGGACGUUUAAUGCUGUUUGGAAUGUAAUCAAACCAUGGCCAGAUCCAGUGGUAUCAAGCAAGAUUCAUUUUGUUAAAAGUUCAAAAGAUUUGGUUGAAUAUAUCAAUCCAAUAGUUCUUCCGAAACGACUGGGAGGUAAUCAAAUGGAUUUUGAAUUUUGUCCGCCAAAGGAAGAAGAUGAAACACAAGUGAACAUUUUUCGAAAAGAUAAAGAAGGCAUGGAUAAAGUGAAAUUAGAACAUAGAGAAGCUGCAGAACAUUAUAUAAAUAUGACGUUAAAAUGGGCUACUGCACAAACACAAGAUGAAGAAUAUGAAAGAUUGAAUAGAGUUCAAGCAGCUAAACGACUCAGUGCUGCAUUUAAACAACUUCUACCUUAUAUUUCUACAAGAACAUAUCUUCAUCGAACUGGAGAAAUUCAAGAACCCAUAUUCGAUAUUACAUAUAAUCGAAUCUGUGCUGAAGCUAAUGGAACAUCAUAUUAG